AUGGGUUUCAAGAACCGCGAGGUGUUCUAUAACACGGACUGGGAUGUCGUCGCAAAGAACCCAGAGGCCAUGGGCAAGAUGGUUGGGGACUGGGUCAUAUACCACGAUCCAGAGCAGUAUGCCUACAACUCAUAUAAGAGCUGCGCAGACCAUACAUUGAACGGCGAACGUUUCGAGCACAGGAAUGCUGUGCCAGGAUAUACAUACAAACCCUGGACUGUCAAACAGCUCCUUGAGGCCUCCAGCACAGGGAAGCCUAUCGUUGAUGAAGGGAUAUGGGAUUAG
This is a messenger RNA of Alternaria arborescens, 285 nucleotides long. RefSeq lists its product as hypothetical. Bases 1 to 285 code for a protein of 94 amino acids. NCBI's taxonomy places the organism in Eukaryota, Fungi, Ascomycota, Dothideomycetes, Pleosporales, Pleosporaceae. The transcript has a single exon. The record is from RefSeq and is a predicted model, not a curated record.